AUGGCAGAGAAGACACAAGGAAGAUGGGAAGAAACGCGUGACUGGGAUCCAGGAUCUCUCCGCCUGUUAACGGAGGUACUGGAUCCCAGUCACAGAGACUCUACAGCGGUGGGUAAUUCACUGGUCCAUAAGCGGUCUCCUUUACGUCGAAGCCAUAAGACCUCAGCAUCUCUGACCAAGCUGUCGUUACGUGAUGGACAGAAAGCCAAAAAGCCACUGUGUAAAUUUGAAGAGGGUCAGGAUGUCCUAGCUAGAUGGUCAGAUGGCUUGUUUUAUCUUGGAACUAUCAAAAAGAUAAACAAACUGAAACAGAACUGCUUCAUUAUAUUUGAAGACAGUUCCAAAUCCUGGGUUCUCUGGAAGGACAUACAAACAGGAGCCACUGAAAGUGGGGAAAUGGUCUGUACAAUAUGUCAGGAAGAGUAUUCAGAAGCACCGAAUGAAAUGGUUAUAUGUGAUAAAUGUGGGCAAGGUUAUCAUCAGCUGUGUCACACACCAAAUAUUGAUUCCAGCGUGAUUGAUUCAGAUGAUAAAUGGCUCUGUCGACAGUGCGUUUUUGCAACAACAACGAAGAGGGGUGGUGCGCUUAAGAAAGGACCAAAUGCCAAAGCACUGCAAGUCAUGAAACAAACAUUACCGUAUAAUGCAACAGACCUUGAGUGGGAUGCGGGUCAUAAAACCAAUGUCCAGCAGUGUUACUGCUAUUGUGGAGGACCUGGAGAGUAA
Molecule: messenger RNA, 726 nt
Organism: Pelecanus crispus (Dalmatian pelican)
Lineage: Eukaryota; Metazoa; Chordata; Aves; Pelecaniformes; Pelecanidae
Source: RefSeq, a predicted model, not a curated record